Molecule: messenger RNA, 3215 nt
Organism: Siniperca chuatsi (mandarin fish)
Lineage: Eukaryota; Metazoa; Chordata; Actinopteri; Centrarchiformes; Sinipercidae
Gene: fbxw11a
Product: F-box and WD repeat domain containing 11a
Exons: 14
Coding region: 98-1786 (562 amino acids)
Molecular function (GO): protein dimerization activity
Source: RefSeq, a predicted model, not a curated record
GUGGUUGAGCGAAGUGAAUGACGUCUCUUCAUUUGCGGGCCGCCGACGCAGGGCUGGGUUUCCAUUUUCAGAGCGAGUUUCGGGGGGGAUCGUCAACAUGGAGCCGGAGAUGGAGGACAAAACGUUGGAGCUGAUGUGCUCUGUGCCUCGCUCUCUCUGGCUGGGCUGCUCCUCGGUGGCUGAGAGUUUGUGUGCACUCAGGUGCCUGCAGAGCAUCCCCUCCACCCGGGCUCACAACCAGAACACAUCAGGGAUGGAGUCACAGAACCUCGUGGACGACCUGUCGCCAAAGAAGAACACAGUUCUCAAGCUUAGUAAUGGUCCUGUUGUGGGGUCUCGCAAGCGUCCGUCAGAGGGGAACUAUGAGAAGGAGAAGGAGCACUGCAUCGCCCUGUUCGACCAGUGGUCGGAGGCCGACCAGGUGGAGUUUGUCGAGCGCCUGAUCUCCCGUAUGUGCCACUACCAGCACGGCCACAUCAACUCCUACCUCAAACCCAUGCUGCAGAGGGACUUCAUCACUGCACUGCCAGCCCAAGGCUUGGAUCACAUAGCGGAGAACAUCCUGUCCUUCCUGGAUGCACGCUCGCUAUGCUCGGCAGAGCUAGUGUGUAAGGAGUGGCAGAGGGUCAUCUCUGAGGGUAUGCUGUGGAAGAAGCUCAUCGAACGCAUGGUCCGCACUGACCCACUCUGGAAAGGCCUGUCUGAGAGACACCAGUGGGAGAAAUAUCUGUUCAAGAACCGCACGUCAGAAGUCCCACCCAACUCCUACUAUCACUCCCUUUAUCCCAAGAUCAUCCAAGACAUAGAGACUAUUGAGGCUAACUGGCGAUGUGGCAGACACAACUUGCAGAGGAUUCAGUGUCGCUCAGAAAAUAGUAAAGGGGUUUACUGUCUCCAGUACGACGAUGACAAGAUCAUCAGUGGCCUUAGAGACAAUUCCAUCAAGAUCUGGGAUAAGCAGUCUCUGGAGUGUCUGAAGAUACUGACCGGUCACACAGGCUCAGUGCUGUGUCUGCAGUAUGAUGAGAGGGUCAUUGUCACUGGGUCUUCUGACUCAACUGUCAGGGUGUGGGAGGUGACGACGGGUGAGGUACUGAACACACUGAUCCACCACAACGAGGCAGUUCUUCACCUGCGCUUUGCCAACGGCCUGAUGGUCACCUGCUCCAAGGACCGUUCAAUUGCCGUCUGGGACAUGGCCUCUCCAACUGACAUCAGCCUACGUCGUGUCCUUGUGGGACACCGGGCAGCUGUUAACGUGGUCGACUUUGACGACAAAUACAUCGUGUCCGCCUCAGGGGACCGCACCAUCAAGGUAUGGAGCACCAGCACCUGUGAGUUUGUGCGCACUCUAAAUGGUCAUAAGCGGGGAAUUGCCUGUCUACAGUACAGAGAUCGUCUGGUGGUCAGCGGCUCAUCUGACAACACAAUCCGGUUAUGGGACAUAGAGUGUGGGGCAUGUUUGCGAGUGCUGGAAGGUCACGAGGAGCUGGUGCGCUGCAUUCGCUUUGACAACAAAAGGAUUGUCAGCGGUGCCUACGACGGCAAAAUCAAGGUGUGGGACCUGCAGGCAGCCCUGGACCCACGAGCCCCUGCCAGCACAUUAUGUCUGCGCACUCUAGUGGAGCACUCUGGCCGCGUGUUCCGUCUCCAGUUUGACGAGUUUCAGAUCAUCAGCAGUUCUCACGACGACACCAUUCUGAUCUGGGACUUCCUGAACGUCUCGACCAAUGGCCAGUCAGAGGGACGGUCUCCCUCCCGCACCUACACUUACAUUUCUAGAUAGCAGGUGGCGCCAUCCACCGCACCCUUUUUUCGGAAGAGCCCAGGGCUGAUUGGCUGAUGGGUGCAUCCAUCAUGGAAAGGAGCCCAUCUCUUCUCCUUCCUCCUCGUCAUUUCUCUGUCCACCUCCCACCCCGCCCCCUCCACCUCCCUGCCCGUUCUGACAGACUCUUGAGCUUGUGCCCAUUGCCUGCCAGUACUGUGACAUAUGCACACACACACACACACACACACACACACACACACACACACACACACACACACACACACACACACACACACACAGGUCAACAGUGGUGAGGAUUCCCUACUACAGAACCAACGCAACUCUCCCAAGAAGUUCACCUUCUACUACUAAUUUAUAUUUUGUAAAGUACACUAAUGACAGUAUUAACUAAGACAUUAUAUAAGUCACAAGCUCCCUUUUGUCCCAUGAUACAAACUUCAAGCAGCUUCUGCUCCUCAGUUUUCAGCCCCUGCCAAACCAGGUUUCAUAUGGAAUUUAUAUAUAUAUAUAUAUAUAUAUAUAUAUAUAUAUAUAUAUAUAUAUAUAUAUAUAUAUAUAUAUAUAUAUAUAUAUAUAUAUAUAUAUAUAUAUAUAUAUAUAUAUAUAUAUAUAUAUAUAUAUAUAUAUAAAAACACACACAGGCACACAGACACAGUGGCACAGUUGGACAGAGGAUGACCGGAGCUGUGAUGCGGGAGACAGAGACUCUUUACUCAGCUCUAGGAUAGGAGGGAAGGAUGGGAGAUGGAGGGAGUGAAUGAGGGAGAAACGUGUCGGGGAUGACUUCCCCGCUCCCUCUCACUCACUCCCUCUCACUCCUCCCUGUCUCUCUCUCCAACCCCCACUCGCCCUCCUCCCCUCUAACCCCCAGAGAUGCACACCCACUUGGAAUACGGGGGUGCACACACUCAAGUUUGCGUGAGUUUGUGUAUGUGGACUUGUGAAACGGCAGAACAGAGCAGAAGCGUCAAACAGACAGACAUGCAUGUGAGGUUGCCUUGGAUACAGCAUCCCGGUACACCUCUGCUCUUUUUUUUUUUUCUCUUUAACUCUUACUUUCUUACUAUUUUUUAUUACUGUUAUUUUCUCAUUUUGUUUGAGUAUUUUGGUUCUUAGUACAAAAAUCAUACUAAGCGUAGUCCUCUUUCUCUUUCCCUCUCUCUUACUGUCUUUUUCCUCAUUCUUUCUAACUUCGACCCUUGUUCAUCUGCUGUCCCUUUCACUCCAUCCUUCUCCCCCCAUCAUCUACGUGCUUGCUUUGGUUAUGAGAGAAGCUGGAACUCAAGAGCUCAAAUUUAGCUGUAAACGGAGUUGUCUUGUCAAAAAUUGUGUUGUAUAUUAAAAAUGAUUUUUUAAAGAAGAAAAUGACCUUAUUGUGAAUAAAGUACUUGACAGUGGUGGAGUGUUGAGCCAACUGUAACAUGAA